AUGACUGUCACGGCCACUACGAAAGUAUCCAAGGGGUUAUUCUGCAGAGUGGCAGCAACCUUGUUGUUCCUCAUCCUCCUCCUCUGGGCUAUAUCAGGAUGGAUGUUUCCAAGCAAUGCCCCGUCCGUCGUAGGACGCCCGUCGCACGCCAGCGAGCUUCUCGCCAGAUAUCCGACGCAGAACUUCACCAUGCCCAUUGACCAUUUUCACAACAUAUCCCGCUACGAGCCCCAUACGAAUGCCACUUUCCAACAACAUUACUGGGUCGACACCAGCAAUUACGUUCCCGGAGGCCCAGUGAUCAUCCAUGCCAUGGGUGAAGACAACGCCAACUACGACCUCGAAUGGCUCCAGAAGGGCAUACUCCAUGAAAUCGCCAAUGCUACCGGUGGAGUCGCCGUUCUCUGGGGGCAAAGAUACUAUCCCGGCGGCUACGACAUCGUCCCAGACCACCGAUGGACACGAGAAAACCUGCGCUUCCACAGCACCGAACAGGCCCUGGCGGAUCUCGCCUACUUCGCUCAACGGGCGACCUUCUCGGGCCUGGAAGACCGGGACUUGACGGCGCCAGGUACUCCGUGGAUCAUCCUAGGAGGCUCGUACGGCGGUGUCAUAUCGGCAUUCACGCGCAUCCAGUAUCCAGACCUCUUUUGGGGUGGCCUGUCGUCCUCGGGAGUCACGACGGGUACGCUCGAUCACUGGCAGUUUUUCGACAUGAUACGACGCCACGCGCCGCCGAAAUGCGUCGAGGCUCAGCAACAGUUGACCAACCUGAUGGACAACGUCUACGAGAGUGGCAACGAGACGGCCCUGGCCCAGCUCAAUGCAGCCUUCAACGUCUCGCAGUCUUCGACAUACCCUGACCUCGCGUUCUUCCUGACCAGUCCGUUCUCGGCAUGGAAUCAGCAGUGGAAUAGAAAGCCUUACCCUUUCACUGGUCCAGCCUCUUACUGUGGCCUGCUGACGUCCGACUCUUCGCAAUACCAUACACCCGAAAAGCUUCACACGAUAGCGCACUCGCUUCUCGCUUUCGCCAACAGGACCGCCACCCCCGACCCCACGACGCUGUACUAUCCCUUGCUGAACCUCUUCUCACAUGUGCGACACACGAAUACCUUCUGCGCCGGACGCGCUGUGCACGAGUGUCUCUCGCUCACCCGGCCGUCCCCCUUCGGCUGGCUGCAGUGCACCGAGGGCGGCAGCUUCGCGACGGGCUACACGCCAGGCAGCGCGGGUCACCCGCACGUCCUGCCCCUGGUCUCCCGCACACUGUCGCCCGCGUACUUCCUCGCGCGGUGCAGGCGGACCUACAACACAACCACCCCCGACGAACCGCGCCUCGACCGCCUCAACCGUUACGGCGGCGUCAACCUGUCGUACCCGCGCCUGGCUCUCUCCACGGGAGAGCUGGACUACUACCGCGGCCUGGGCCCGCUGGCCGAGUUUCUGGAGAACGGGGAGCCGAAUCCCAGGCUGAUGCUGCUCAGCGGCAGUCAUGACGAUAACGCUGAUGAAGGAUCGUCGUCAUUGUCGGCUGGUGACGCACCCGAGAUUGUCAUUGAGGGUGGCUUCCACGAGUGGGAUUUCCCGGGUCUCUUUGCGAACGAGACAGCAGAGAUUCAGAUGCCCGAGGCCGUCAAGAGGGCGAAGGCUAAGGAGGUCGAGGCCGUUUUAGGAUGGUUGAGAGAGUGGAAUGCCACGCAUGGAAUGUAG
Fonsecaea erecta is the source of this 1713-nucleotide messenger RNA. RefSeq lists its product as hypothetical. The record is from RefSeq and is a predicted model, not a curated record. Gene Ontology annotation, molecular function: dipeptidyl-peptidase activity; serine-type exopeptidase activity. NCBI's taxonomy places the organism in Eukaryota, Fungi, Ascomycota, Eurotiomycetes, Chaetothyriales, Herpotrichiellaceae. Gene Ontology annotation, biological process: proteolysis. The transcript is spliced from 5 exons. Bases 1 to 1713 code for a protein of 570 amino acids.